Sorex fumeus (smoky shrew) is the source of this 1165-nucleotide messenger RNA. It is a transcript of the gene MTCH2, whose product is annotated as mitochondrial carrier 2. The transcript is spliced from 13 exons. The record is from RefSeq and is a predicted model, not a curated record. NCBI's taxonomy places the organism in Eukaryota, Metazoa, Chordata, Mammalia, Eulipotyphla, Soricidae. Gene Ontology annotation, cellular component: mitochondrion; membrane. Bases 128 to 1042 code for a protein of 304 amino acids. Gene Ontology annotation, biological process: positive regulation of apoptotic process.
CGAGCAUGCGCAGCUGCGCGCGCGCCGCGGGCGGGCCAGUGGAGCCGGCGGCCCUGGCACGUGACCUGCGAGCGGCUCGGCGGCUCGGUGGCUCGGUCUGUCUGUCCGUCCGUCCGCGGGUGCCAUCAUGGCGGACGCGGCCAGUCAGGUGCUCCUGGGCUCCGGUCUCACCAUCCUGUCCCAGCCGCUCAUGUACGUGAAGGUGCUCAUCCAGGUGGGAUAUGAACCUCUUCCUCCAACAAUAGGACGAAAUAUUUUUGGGCGGCAAGUUUAUCAGCUUCCCGGUCUCUUCUCUUAUGCUCAGCACAUUGUGCGCAUCGAUGGGAAGCGUGGGCUCUUCACAGGCUUAACUCCCAGGCUGUGUUCAGGAGUCCUGGGGACUGUGGUCCAUGGGCAAGUUUUACAGCAGUUCUGCCAGGAGCCUGAAAAGACUGAGGAGUUAGGACCGGGAAAUGUACAGAAAGAAGUCCCAGCUUCCUUUGACCGAAUUGUCAAGGAGACCACUCGAGAGAUGAUGGCUCGAUCUGCUGCUACCCUCAUCACCCAUCCCUUCCACGUGAUCACUCUGAGAUCGAUGGUACAAUUCAUUGGCCGAGAAUCAAAAUACUGUGGACUUUAUGACUCCAUAGUCACCAUCUAUCAGGAGGAGGGCAUCCUGGGAUUUUUUGCGGGUCUUGUUCCUCGCCUCCUAGGUGACAUCAUUUCUUUGUGGCUCUGUAACUCGCUGGCCUACCUCGUCAAUACCUAUGCACUGGACAGUGGGGUGUCAACCAUGAAUGAAAUGAAGAGUUAUUCACAAGCUGUCACAGGAUUUUUCGCCAGCAUGCUGACCUAUCCAUUUGUGCUCGUCUCUAACAUCAUGGCCGUCAACAACUGUGGGCUUGUUGGUGGAGGCCCUCCUUACUCCCAUAUAUACACUUCUUGGAUCGAUUGCUGGUGCUCACUGCAGAAAGAGGGAAAUAUGAGCCGAGGAAAUAGCUUGUUUUUCCGGAAGGUUCCCUUUGGGAAGACGUAUUGUUGUGACCUGAGAAUGUUAAUUUGAAGAUGUGGGGCAGGGCCGGUGACAUUUCUGUAGUCCCAGAUGCACAGAAUUAUGGGAGAGAAUGUUGAUUUCUAUACAGUGUGGCGCGCUUUUUUAAUAAUCAUUUAAUCUUGGGAAAAUGGA